This is a messenger RNA of Procambarus clarkii (red swamp crayfish), 2589 nucleotides long. Lineage: Eukaryota; Metazoa; Arthropoda; Malacostraca; Decapoda; Cambaridae. The record is from RefSeq and is a predicted model, not a curated record.
AUGCCGUUAGUGUGGUAUUGGCAUACCGUUGGUGAGAAGUUAUCAUGCUGGCUCUCCUCGCAAUGUUUGGCUUCAUCUCGCGAUGCAACUUUAGCAUCUCGGCCACUUCUCCUUGCAGAUAAUGGGUCGGAACUAAGAUACCGUAGAGAUGGCCACAUUACCUUAGACACCAGCUUGUUUCUCAAGGAUUCGCCGUAUUUUGAGCUGCCAGUACAGAACGUGACGUCACAGGUGGGCCGCACCGCCAAGCUCACCUGUGUUGUGGAGAACCUUGGGCACUACAAGGUGGCGUGGGGCUACAAGGGUACAGGAGCGGUACUGACAGUAGCAACGCAGGUCAUUACGAACAACCCUCGUAUCUCGAUCCAGCGGGAGCAGCGGUCCACGUGGGUGUUGACCAUUGCUAACGUCACCAUGCACGACCAAGGUCACUACUGGUGUCAGGUCAACACUUCCCCACCGCGAUCCAUCUCGGGAUUCCUCGCUGUUGUGGAGCCACCGGUGCUAGAUGGAGGGGAUGAACAGGUGACGGUCAACAGAGGCGCAGCGGCCAACCUCACCUGUCGAGCUCACGGCACGCCAACACCAACAGUCAGGUGGAUCAGAGAGGACUAUGACAGUAUUAGGAUCAGCGACGCCCACUUUGUGUCGGACUACGUCGGGAGCACUCUACUCCUGCAGGAGGUCAAUCAACGCAGCGCUGGUGGUUACCUGUGCAUCGCUAGCAACGGCCAUCCACCCUCCAUCAGCAAACGGGUGAUUGUUAAUGUCAACUACGGCCCCGAGGUCAAGGGCCCUAAGCCAACCACGUGGGCAUCCAUGGGGUCGACAGUGAGCCUCACGUGUCUCUUCACCGCUCAUCCUACUCCUAGAGUGGUGUGGAUGAGAGAAAAUUUUCUUGGAUCGCAGAUGUUGAAUGAUGAAUACUUCACCGUCACUCCUCAGGAUGGUCACCCGCCUUAUACGCACAACAUGACACUUAAGAUGAGAAACUUAGUGCCCUCAGAUUUUGGGAUCUACACCUGUAUCGUGAAGAACUUCCUGGGGGAGGCUCAGGCUACCACUAUCCUGAGAGAGGUAGCGACGACUCUGCCCCCAACAACCACCACUACCACCACCACUACCACCACUACCACCACUACCACAGUCCCGCCGCCGCCACCAUUGGUGUACGGGGACUACGAUGACAACGCCAAGAAUCUGACGGCGCCACUGUUAGUCAACACAUCUCCAGAUAUCUCCAAGGGUUACGAAACAAGAGCCACAUGCGAGGCAGGUGUCAUGGCUCUGCUGUUAAGUCAACAUCUGUGGCUUCGAGAUUUGUUCCUCUAGCUGACCAUCUGAUCAGCGUCGCCUAGAGACUCCCUCAUCGUUCAUCCAUUCCUUCACCACAGCGGAAAAAAAUCCUUCAGAGGCGACAGGACAUAUGGCCAUCAGAAUCAGGACAUUGAAGUCGUAUCACCUCACCUCUCUCACUCCAAAGGAAAGGAUACUUAUCACAGUGUUAUUAUCUAUAAGACAGUGUAAGUCUAGAGCCUCUACAGAGUCUGGGUUGGUAUCCAGUAACCUCAUGAUAUCAGAUAUGUUAUCAAGACAUCGGAACCGCAGUAAAAACCCACACAGAUUCCUCUCAAAGUAUGUUUAUGACAACAGACCAUUUCCAAACGUCGCCUGACGACUCAGAUAAUCCGUAAUCACUGACCUGAGAAUUAACAACGAAAAUCCUGGGUGUUGAGAAAAUACAAUAUAUUGGGCAGACUUGUACUCCAGCUACGUAUAUGACCAGAACACUCUCAGUUACGUGAUGUAACAGAGCUGAUACAGACAGCAGGAAAAAAACUGUUUAUUUGUGACGUUCGUGGAGGCUGCUCAUCGUAUGCUCAUCUUGAGAAUAUUUGCUAGUUUAUGUACGAAUUUGGGUCAUUUAUGCCAAGCAUAUGAUAACUCUGGUCUGUGUUAAUAAUGCCGGCCUUCACACCCCUCAUCAGACCCAGGAUGAUUCAUUAGUUGGAUGAUAUCUAAAUCGUUGUUGUGCAUGUGUUGAUGAAUUCAGGUUUUGAUGAUGAUGGGCAGCAUAUUCGUCGGUUCGAGACCCAUUAACUGGUACUAAAACAUUCGUGUGGAUGAGUAUGACUAUUAUAACUCGCACUAAAUAGUCUUGUUAAAUAUUGGCAGUUUAUUUGAGUCAUCUUUAACACCAAAAUCAUAAAACCUGUGAUUAAAAUCUCUAUUUUUUAUUAUUAAAGGGAAUUAGGAAAAGUUUGUGAAAAAUAAAAGUUUGCAUUAUGUAAAGGUAAGUAAUAAUUUCACAUUAAUUUGUGUUAAUUUAAAUAUGUCUAAUAUGUUUUCUUCCUUCGUAUUCUUUUCACCAUGAAUCCCUUGGUAUAAUCCCUGGGUAUAAUCCCCGGGUAUAAUCUCCGGGUAUAAUCCCCGGAUAUAAUCCCCGGGUAUAUUCCCAGGGGUAUAAUAAUCUUUAUCUCUUCUUGUCAGACUGUGUCCGUUUCCCUGUCGGUUCUAUAUCGUUUGUAUACCUCUCUCUUUCUCUCUCUCUCUCUCUCUCUCUCUCUCUCUCUCUCUCUCUCUCUCUCU